Molecule: messenger RNA, 1327 nt
Organism: Paramisgurnus dabryanus
Lineage: Eukaryota; Metazoa; Chordata; Actinopteri; Cypriniformes; Cobitidae
Product: magnesium transporter NIPA2
Biological process (GO): magnesium ion transport
Cellular component (GO): membrane
Molecular function (GO): magnesium ion transmembrane transporter activity
Source: RefSeq, a predicted model, not a curated record
AAAGAUUUGACAGGUAAAUGUUAGUAACGAAAAUCUGGCAACCCGGUUACAGUCAGUCACUUUACCAGGAAGUUUAUUUAGACGAGACCAAAUACGCCACCGAUGGAUGAUACGAAGAAAAGAUGGAUUCCGAAGCUGCAUACCGCUCUGACUUUUACAUUGGUCUGGCACUUGCUGUGAGCUCUACUAUUUUCAUCGGCGGCAGUUUUAUAUUGAAAAAGAAAGGCCUUUUGCGACUGGCAAAAAAUGGCUCUACAAGAGCAGGUCAAGGUGGUUAUGCAUACCUGAAAGAAUGGCUGUGGUGGGCGGGGCUUAUAUCAAUGGGAAUAGGCGAGGCAGCAAAUUUUGCAGCUUAUGCAUUUGCACCUGCCACACUGGUAACGCCUCUGGGAGCAUUGAGCGUUUUGGUCAGUGCUGUACUCUCAUCAUACUUUCUGAGUGAACGGCUAAACGUCCAUGGAAAAAUUGGCUGCUUGCUGUGCAUCUUCGGCUCCACAGUUAUGGUAUUCCAUGCUCCACAGGAGGAAGAGGUCGCUUCCUUGAGCGCAAUGGCAGAGAAACUCAAAGAUCCAGGAUUUAUUGUUUUUGCUGUCUGCAUUGUUGUGAGCAGCAUGGCUCUGAUCAUUUUCGUCGCUCCUCGUUACGGUCAGAAGAACGUGCUAGUGUACAUCCUCAUCUGCUCUGUGAUUGGCUCACUAUCCGUGUCCUGUGUUAAAGGCCUAGGCAUCGGCAUUAAAGAGCUGUUUGCAGGAACUGCGGUUCUGAAGGAGCCAUUGUUUUGGGCUCUGCUCGUAUGCCUUGUGAUCUGCGUCAGUAUUCAGAUAAGCUACCUCAACAAGGCCCUCGACAUAUUCAACACCUCUUUAGUUACACCUAUUUAUUACGUGUUUUUCACCAUAUCUGUCAUGGCCUGUUCGGCCAUUUUGUUUAAGGAGUGGCUUCGUAUGUCCACUGAUGGGGCAAUCGGAACUGUUAGUGGCUUUCUAACCAUAAUCAUUGGCAUUUUUCUUCUUCACGGUUUCAAGGACAUCAAUUUUAGCUUGGACUCUCUCCCUCUAUAUCUACAACUUGGACCUCAAGGUGGCAACCAACCUUAUGUCGCUCUGCCAACUGAUGAGAGAAUUACUGGAGAUGAAAGCAAUCAGACUAAGGAAAGAAGCAUAAAGGGCUGUUUUCCUGAGAGUUUUGACAAGAGGAGCAAUGGGUCAUUUGUAACCCAAGAAAAUUUCACUAAAUUUGCUUAGUGAAGACUACUAAACUCUCUUUUUUUCUACUGUACAUGCAGCCACAAAAACAUUUAGCAAGCCAUUAAUACUGUGAGAUUACU